GUGGCCGCCAUUAAAGAAAGGAAUCCAUGAAUUCAAAUGGAAACCAACAGGAACCGAGGCUGAAAUAAUGACCGAAAUAAUCGUUAAAAUAUAGCCCGAUGGCUCAUUUCGAGAGGUUUUCACAGGAUGUGUUUCGUUUUUAGACUAAUUUUUGCGAUGGAGGAGUGAGACAGGACGUCUUUAUUUUUUUAAGCAGAGACCGUUUUAGGGCUAAGGGGGAGGGGGAGAGUUGCUCUCCUUUUCUUUUUGUUUUAUGAACAUUUUUCGCUUCCUUUUAUCAGUUUUUACUGCGUGCUUUUGAGAUGUCGACGUAAGGACCACACAGCCUCUUUUAUUCGCUUUUUAGCUCCGGCAGGAGGGGGGUGAAACUGCAAUCGGAAGGUUGUUGAAUUCUCCAGCCAAAUGUUACUAAAAAAAUAUUUCUCGCUGAUUAACACAUCUUUUUGAGAACACAAAAUUUUUUCGCAAAUUGUUCUUUUAUUUUCCCGGGAAGUGAAACGAUGGAGAGUUGGAUCUCGCAGUGAAGAAGGAUGAGUUCUUGUUAUGUACCAAACGGGGCCAGCUUGGAGGAUUGCCAUUCCAAUCUAUUCUGUCUGGCUGACUUGACAGGGAUCAAAUGGAAGAGGUUCGUGUGGCAGGGUCCCACCUCUGCGCCCAUCCUCUUUCCAGUAACGGAGGAGGACCCCAUCCUAUGCAGCUUCAGCCGCUGCCUGAAGGCCGACGUGCUCAGCGUAUGGCGGCGCAGUCAGCGGCAGGGGCGGAGGGAGCUCUGGCUCUUCUGGUGGGGGGACGACCCCAACUUCGCAGAUCUCAUCCACCACGAGCUUGCAGCCGAGGAUGAUGGGUUAUGGGAGAACGGGCUUUCCUACGAGUGUCGCACGCUGCUGUUCAAAGCCAUCCACAACUUGCUGGAGCGCUGCCUCAUGAAUCGCAGCUUCGUUCGCAUCGGCAAGUGGUUUGUCAAACCCUACGAGAAGGAUGAGAAGCCCAUCAACAAGAGUGAGCACCUAUCCUGCGCCUUCACCUUCUUCUUGCACGGUGAGAGCAACGUGUGCACCAGUGUGGAGAUCAACCAGCAUCAGCCCGUCUACCAUCUGACGGAGGAGCACCUCACUCUGGCUCAGCAAGCGUCCAGCCCCUUCCAAGUGAUCCUGAGUCCUUUUGGCCUGAACGGGACUCUGACUGGCCAGUCGUUCAAGAUGUCAGAUCCUCCCACCCAGAAGCUGAUUGAGGAGUGGAACCAGUUCUAUCCCAUCAGCCCCAGCGCCAAGGAGGGUGUGUCAGAGGACAAGACGGAGGACAUGGACUGGGAGGAUGACUCUCUGGCCUCUGUGGAGGUCCUCGUAGGUGGUGUGAGGAUGGUGUACCCGGCCUGCCUGGUGCUGGUACCCCAGUCAGACAUCCCUGUUGUGGCCCCUGUGGGGUCCUCCCACUGCACUGCCGUCUACCCGGGUGGCCACCAAGUGCCUGCUUCCCAGCGAGAGCCCGCCAUGUCUUUGGUGACUCUCACCCCUCCCACAUCGCCUGAGGAGGCACAGACAGUGGACUCUCACUCGGCCCAGAAGUGGGUUAAGAUGCCUUCGUCAUCUGAUGCGUUCAGCGUGGACAGAACGAGUCAUCAUGGAGGCAAGAUUCCACGCCGGUUAGCCAGUCAGGUGGUAGAGCGCGUCUGGCAAGAGUGCAAUAUCAACCGAGCCCAGAACAACAAGCGGAAGUUCUCAGCCGCAACUAACGGUACCUGCGAGGAGGAGCUGACGGAGAAAGCGGGAGCCUGGGAUUUUGUGGAGCAUUCACAGAGGUCAUACUGCAGCUGCUCCAGAUAUAAAUCAGUGAAGCAGCGAACAGGCAGCACCCCGGGCCAAACUCAGUCAGCGGGCCAGCCCUCCCAGCCUCCUACCAAGCACAAAGCUGGAGGAGAGAAGCCAGAGAAAGGUGAAAAGCAGCAGAAGAGACCCCAGACGCCCUUCCACCAUCGCAGCCUGACCAGCGACGACGCUUCAAUAGAGGCCGAGGCAACAGCUGGCCAGAGGUUAGCCAUGAGGGGCCAGGAUGGAGGAAGGUUCCCUAGUAUACGCUCUACGGACGUGUCCGGAAUUCAAAAAGCCCCCCAGCUCCACAGCGGGGUCAGCGCUGGGCCGUCAGAACAGGCCAACUCCCCCCAACCCCCACCACUCAGUCCGCACCCCUGCGAGCGUGGCGAGGAAUCAGGCGAGGGCAUGAAGAACCCUUCCACCCCCAACAGCCAACACUUCUACCAGCCGCCCCCGGAGCCCUGCCUGGUCGGGGUGAAAGGCGGCGGCGAGGAACCCGGAGGGCCGGAGGGUCUCAAUCAGCACUUCCAUCAUCACCCCCACUCCCACCCCGGAGCGUCGACCUACUCCGAGCCUCCUGAGCCAACAGUGUAUGUGGGCACAGCGGUGAACCUGGAGGAGGACAGCUCCCACGCACCGUGGAGGUUAUUCAACUUGCCUCGCAGGAAAGAGGCCGAGGUGCCCACGCCGCUGCUUCCAGGGGACAAGCUGAGGGACGAGUCCACGGCGUCACAGGACAACAUGGUGUCGGUCACAGAGGUGAUGUCCACGUCCAAAUGGCCACUGAAGGUGUCUGAAGAACGCGUUCAGAUGUAUCGAGCAAGGAGGAACCAGUACCUAUCUGCUGCCAUCACGGACGGAGAUCACGAGCCGGAGGUGGACCCCUACGCCUUCGAGGAAGGAGACGUCAAGUUCACGUUUUCCAACAAGAAGGAUAAGGCAGGAGGGGAGCGUGAGCCGGGCAAGAAACAUAAGGGUGAAGAUGGAGGAACAGGUCCGUCAGAUGAUGCUCAGCGAGGGGCUGCUCACAACCGCAUGGCUUCCACCAGCCUGAUCCACGAGACGGACCUGGUGGUGUCCAUCAACGACCUGGACAACCUCUUCAAUUCGGACGAGGAUGAUCUGGCGCCUGGUUCCAGACGGCCGGUGAACGGAACGGAUGAGAAAUUUGGCAGCAAGGAACCAAAGCCAUCGACUUUGGACCCUGUUUCCUGCAUCAGUUCUGCAGAUCUGCACCAGAUGUUUCCCACACCUCCCUCCCUAGAGCAGCACAUCAUGGGCUACUCCCCCAUGAACAUGUGCAGCAAGGAGUACGGCAGCAUGGAGCCCAACACGGGCAUGACCACGCUGGACGGCACCUCGUCUCUGGGAGGCCACUUCAAGAUCGAGGUGGAGGAGAGCUUCUGCAGCCCCAAGCCAUCUGAGAUCAAGGACUAUUCAUUCGUGUACAAGCCAGAGCUGUGCCAGCCGUUUGUCGGCUGCUCCAUGUUCGCUCCUCUGAAGACGUUACCCAGCCAGUGUCUCCCGCCCGUCAAAAUACCAGAGGACUGCAUCUACCGACCGAGCUGGACCAUGGGCAGGGAGAUGCUCAACCCCGUGCCUGUCAUGACCUUCCUCAACAAGGACAGUAACAUCCCCAGUGUGGGUAGCACCAUGGACCAGGACUACAGCCAGACCUACACCCCGCAGACCCACACGCCUUUCAUGUCAAACAGCGCUCCACCAAGCAACAGCGGCGCUGGCAUCCUGCCUUCACCUGCCACGCCGCGUUUCUCUGCGCCCACCCCCCGUACGCCGCGCACCCCACGCACACCUCGAGGCCCCUCCAGCGUCCAGGGCUCGCUCAAGUACGAGAACUCCGACCUGUACUCCCCUGCGUCCACGCCCUCCACCUGCCGACCGCUGAACUCCGUCGAGCCGGCCACCGUACCCUCCAUCCCAGAGGCCCACAGCCUCUACGUCACCCUCAUCCUCUCCGAGUCAGUCAUGAACCUCUUUAAGGACUGCAACUUCGACAGCUGCUGCAUCUGCGUGUGCAACAUGAACAUAAAGGGAGCCGAUGUGGGCGUGUACCUGAGCGACCCCAUCGGCGAGGCUCAGGAACCCUGCAGCUGCGGCUUCAGCGCCGUGGUCAACCGGCGUUAUGGUAACGGCUCGGGCCUCUUCCUGGAGGACGAGCUGGAUAUCAUUGGCCGCGGCUCGGACGUAAGCAGAGAGGCAGAGAAGCGCUUCGAGGAGCUGCGGCUCUCCUCGCUGGAAAGAACUGGAGUAGGAAGGGGCGACCGCGUCCCAGACGAGCUGAUUCUUCUGCUGCAGGACCAGUGUACUAACCCUUUUUCACCAAUUUCAAUCCUGGAGCAUGACAUCGUGACACGGGGGCCAAGUGGGGCCCCUGUGCCGCCCUGUGUGAGGGUGGAGGAGCGAGACUACCACAGCGACUGCUACAUGGCGCUGGAGCACGGCAGGCAGUUCAUGGACAACAUGUCGGGUGGCAAGGUGGAUGAGGCGCUGGUCAAGAGCACCUGCCUGCACCACUGGGCCAAACAAAACGCAGUGGACGUGAGUGCGCUGUGCUCUCAGGAUGUGCUGCGGGUGCUGAUGUCCCUGCAGCCUGUACUCCAGGACGCGAUCCAGAAGAAGAGGACGGUACGGUCGUGGGGCGUUCAGGGUCCCCUCACCUGGCAGCAGUUCCACAAGAUGGCUGGACGGGGCUCUUACGGCACAGACGAGUCCCCGGAGCCCCUGCCCAUCCCCACCUUCCUGGUGGGUUAUGAGUAUGACUUUGUGGUGCUGUCUCCGUUUGGUCCCUACUGGGAGAAACUGCUGCUGGAUCCCUUCGGUUCCCAGCGGGACAUCGGGUACCUGGUGGUUUGUCCUGACAACGAGGCCUUGCUCAGCGGCGCCAAGACCUUCUUCAGAGAUCUCACCGCCGUCUACGAGUCUUGUCGACUGGGCCAGCACCGACCCAUUUCCAAAGGCUACCCCGAUGGCAUUGUCCUCGUUGGCGGUAACGGAGCCAAGAACCUGGUGGAUCAGCCAGUCAGUGAUUGGUUCCUCAAGGCUGCAAGCAGCAACAGCGACGCCUUCACUAAGCUCAAACUCUAUGCACAAGUGUGCCGCCACAACCUCGCUCCAUACCUCGCAUCACAACCAUUCGACAGCUCCCUCCUCACACAGCCCAGCCCCCCGCCCUCGUCCAGCCAAUCAUCAUCCACACAACUGUCUAGCUCCACCUCCGGCUCAGGCGGCCCGCAGGGCUCGGGGAACGCCGCAGGCUCCUCCGUUCCCAACAACAGCAGCAACAGUGGGUCGGGGAACGGCUCUGCGGCAUCCAACAGUCUGGUGACAUCCUCAGGCCAGCCUGGCAGCGGGAUGCCGUCUGCCAAGCCCAGCUCCUUUCCCCCCUUUGGGAGCAUGGGCGCCCAGGGCCAGGGAGGUGGCCCCCAGAGUGGACAGCUGGGACAGCAGGCUGGUACCCAGAACACUGGCUCCUCAGGGGACAACUCCAGCAGCCAGGCCCAGGGCCCCUCAGAGCCUCCUGAAAGCACUUUGGAACGAGAGAAAGUAGGCGUGCCCACGGACGGGGAGUCCCAUGCCAUCACGUAUCCACCUGCCAUUGUUGUUUACAUUGUGGACCCCUUCAGCUACGAGGAGGCCGACGGUGGCCCGGGGCCAGUGCCGGCCCACUCCAGUGUGUGGACGCUGGGUUUGCUACGCUGCUACCUGGAGAUGCUUCAGUUCCUGCCCCCACACAUCCGCAACUCUAUUUCUGUACAGAUUGUCCCCUGCCAGUACCUGCUUCAGCCAGUACGAGGUGAAGACCGCCAUAUCUACGCCCAGCACCUCAAGUCUCUCGCCUUCUCCGUCUUUGCUCAGUGCAGACGGCCACUGCCCACCUCCACCAACGUCAAGUCACUGACCGGCUUCGGCCCGGGCCUCGCCAUCGACACCGCACUGAAGAGCCCAGAGAGGCCGGAGUGUCUGCGUCUCUACACGCCUCCAUUCAUCCUAGCACCAGUGAAGGACAAGCAGACGGAGCUCGGGGAGACAUUUGGGGAGGCAUCGCAAAAAUACAACGUGCUGUUUGUAGGAUACUGUCUGUCCCACGACCAACGCUGGCUCCUGGCCACAUGCACUGACCUGUACGGGGAACUCCUGGAGACCUGCAUCAUCAACAUCGAUUUGCCCAACAGGUAGGAUCACCACCAUGUGAACCUUAUUA
This is a messenger RNA of Plectropomus leopardus (leopard coralgrouper), 6033 nucleotides long. Lineage: Eukaryota; Metazoa; Chordata; Actinopteri; Perciformes; Serranidae. The record is from RefSeq and is a predicted model, not a curated record.